GAUUUAAGGCCCUCCGCAAGCGGAGGGCGGAAAGAUGAGCACCGAGGAGGAUCCCGGUGUCCCGCCGCCCCCAGAGGAUGCUCCUCCGGAAGAUGCCCCUGCCCCUCCUCCGGAAGACGCUCCGCCCCCGCCCGCGGAGGAUGCUCCGCCGCCUCCUCCAGAAGACGCUCCCGCCCCUCCCUCGGAGGACGCCGGGCCUACCGCUCCCGAAGCUGCGGCCCCGGCCCCCCCCGAGGAACCUGGCCCCGUUCCUCGAGAAGAUAUGUUCCCCCUCCUUCCGGAGAACGAAAUUUUAGAAACGGGCCGGGUUCGGCAGAAGACCUCCCUCCGGACCCCGCCGUCGGGCUCGGCUCUAGACAGCGGGCCGGUGACGUACACCCGAAGGAUGUCCAAGUUUCGCCGGAGCACAAGUGGCGUCCAGGCGUUACAGGAAACGCUGAAAGAGAAACAGGCACGAUACAGAGAAGCGAGGGAAGGUCGCAAAAUGAAAAUCGAAGCCGCAUAUAAACACGUGUUCGACAUUCUCGGAGAAAAACUCGGUGUGGAUUCGGGAACCGUCGAGGAGAUGAUUUUGGAUUGCCCUUCGCUGGAUGCCUUAGUUGAUUUCUUUGCCAAAGAUGGUAGCAAAACUCUGAAAUUUUUCUAUCAAGAAGGUGAUAUACCCGGAGUAGAAUGUGGUCGGAUAAUUGCGGGAGCAAAAGGAUCCAAAAUUAUGAGGCUCUUUGUAGAAACGGCACCAGAAGGCGUCAAAGGACUGUGUUUGUUCUUCGUUCGCUGUCGGAACGAUAUUUCUAUAAAUCUCAAAAACGUUCACGAGGAAAUACUAUUUACUGUCCUAGAUGCCUCUGAUGGGCUUUUACGUGGAAUAAGAAAUAUGUUGGCCAACAUCUUUCUACCGGCGAUCCUUGCGACAAAUAACUGGGGUGCUUUAAACCAAUCCAAACAGGGAGAAGUUGAGAAACGUAUUUUCACUGAGACCAUUAACAGAUAUCUUUCAUUUUUAGACGGGGCUAGAAUAAGUAUCGAGGGAACAGUCGAGCUGAAGAAGAUAGACCAUGUUGACCUUUCCAAGUUCCAGUCCUUCGAAGAAGUGACGGCAGCUGCCACAAAUCCGGAUACCGUUCGACAGUUAGAAGAAGUUCUCAUGAUCUGGUAUAAGCAGAUUGAGCAGGUUCUGAUUGAGAGUGAACAGAUGAGGAAAGAAGCAGAUGAUUCAGGACCCCUGACUGAGUUGGAACACUGGAAGCAUAUGUCUGCUAAAUUUAACUUUAUUAUUGAGCAGAUCAAAGGACCAAGUUGCAAGGCGGUCUUGAAUGUCCUAAGCGUUGCACGCUCCAAGCUUUUAAAGAAUUGGCGUGAAUUGGAUUCCAGAAUCACAGAUACGGCAAAUGAGUCAAAAGAUAACGUUAGGUAUCUGUAUACGCUGGAGAAAGUAUGUCAACCUCUCUAUCACCAUGACUUAGUUUCCAUGGCUCAUGGAAUUCAAAAUUUGAUUAAUGCUAUAAAAAUGAUUCAUAGUGUGUCAAGGUAUUACAAUACUUCAGAAAGAAUGACUUCACUGUUCAUAAAGGUUACAAAUCAGAUGGUGACGGCGUGCAAAGCCUAUAUCACAGAUGGAGGGUUAAGUCACGUUUGGGAUCAGGAAACGCCAUUGGUGAUACAGAAAAUUAAGGACUGCAUUUUCCUAUUUAGAGAAUAUCAGAAUUCUUUUCAUAAAACGAGGAAACAGAUUUUGGAAGCUCUGGGGGAGAAAACAUUUGAGGUCUCAGAGAUGUACAUAUUUGGGAAAUUUGAAGCUUUCUGUAAAAGGCUAGAAAAGAUUACAGAAAUGAUUACUAUAGUCCAAACAUUUUCUGCCUUGAAUCAUUCUACUAUUGAAGGUAUAGACAUCAUGGCAAUAAAAUUUAAAAACAUCUACCAAGGUAUUAAGAAAAAGCAAUAUGACAUUCUGGACCCUCGGAAGACUGAAUUUGAAACGGACUUCCUGGACUUCAUGACGAAAGUCAGCGGUUUAGAGGUGCAGCUGCAAGCAUUUAUGAGCGGUAGUUUUGGAAAAAUCUUGUCUUCUCAGAAUGCCCUUCAGCUUCUCCAGAGAUUUCGGAAGCUGAAUAUUCCAUGUCUUGAAUUAGAAAUAGUGCAUACAAUUCAGCAAAUUCUUCAGUUUUAUAUAUCAGAACUUGAAGCUACAAAAAAGCUUUAUCACGCUCAAAAAGAUAAGCCUCCACUUGCUCGGAACAUGCCACCUGUAGCCGGAAAGAUAUUGUGGGUGAGGCAACUCUUCAGACGGAUAAGCGAGCCAAUCAAUUAUUUCUUUAAAAAUUCGGAUAUCUUGACCAGCCCAGAGGGGAAAGCGGUGAUACGUUCAUAUAACAGAAUUUCUUAUAUAUUGGUGGAAUUCGAGGUUCUGUAUCACACGGCAUGGGUCAAAGAGAUUUCGCAGCUACAAUUUGCUUUACAAGCUACACUGCUGGUACGGCGUCCAGAAAGCGGGAAGUUGCUGGUGAAUUUCGAUCGCAAGAUUUUAGAAGUCGUUCGAGAAACAAAAUGUAUGCUGAAGAUGAACCUGCAGGUUCCAGAGACAGCGAUACGACUGCUAAAAAUAGAAAGCAAGUUGAAAUCCGACAAGCUGUGUUUAGAGGGCAUUCUGCAAUGUUAUGAAGACCUAUGUCAGGAAGUGCCUUCAGUGUUUGUGAAUUUGAUGACACCCAAAAUGAAGAAGGUAGAAGCCGUGCUGAAGCAAGGAUUAACAAUCCUAACGUGGUCGUCUCUAACAUUAGACAGCUUCUUUCAAGAAGCAAAUGCUGUCAUGAAUAUGUUCAACCAGCUUUUAAAAAAGGUUAAUGAUCUUUGUGAGAUGCAUAUUGAUGCAGUUCUCAAGGAAAUGGCCAACACUGCAUUAAUUUCCCUCCCAGAAUACGGCGCCGCAAAAGUGGAAGACAUGUUAACCCUCAAUGAGACCUACACUAAAGAACGGGCUGAAGAAAUGAACCACAAAAGUAGUCACGUAGAAGAAGCCGUCAUGGAACUUCUAUCAAUAUUUGAAACAAUAUAUGAAGUUAAGGAUUCUAAGAAGGCAGCAAAACAAGCAGCAGAAGGCAAGCGUGUAGCUUUUGGAGGUAUCCAAGAGAGUGGAGAAGAGAGUGGGACAGCCCCCCUAAGCGAUCCUGAAGAUAACGACAAGGAAGAUGAAUUUAAAAAGGAAUGUAAAGAGAUCUAUGCAUAUUUCAGUCAUCAAUUACUAGACAGCCUUCAGAAAGCUUCCCGGUUAUCUCUGGAUACUCUUAAAAGAAGAAUAUUUGUCUCAAGCUCCUAUGGGCAGAAGGCGAACGGAGGGGUCUUUCCUUUUAUAAAAACCGAAGUUCAUCUUGCAAUUCCCUCUGUGAUCAUAGUUCCUAGUUUGGAUGACAUCCAACAAGCCAUCAAUCGCUUGAUCCAGUUGAUCCUGGAAGUAAGUAGAGGAGUAGCCCACUGGGGACAGCGUAAGAUCCGGCGUCCCAAAACACCGAUGUCCGACCCGGCCCACGCCAUCUUUGCGCCACACCUCUCCGGUUCAGCGAAGUCGGGGAAGAAGGACGAAAAAACAGCCGAGGAAGUCAUUCCUGCAAGAAAACUGAGGAAUUUUUAUCCCGGGGUAGCAGAGCACAAAGAUAUUUCGAAGUCGGUCUUAUUGUUGUCCUCUUCGGUAAACUCUCUAAGGAAGUCAACCGGUGAAGCCCUGCAGGAGUUUCUGAAAUAUAAGGUUCUCUGGACGGAGGAUCGGGAGGUUAAAGUUCAGCAAUUUUUGGCGAGCAAUCCGUCUCUGACUGAAAUUAGAGCAGAAAUCCUCUACUAUGCUACUUUGGAACAAGAGAUUGAGGAGUUGAAACUAAUUAUUCCUGUUGGAGCCCUUGAACUACAUACAGGUCCAAUGAAAUUGGCUCUGUCAAUCGAAGCGAAGGCAUGGAAGAUGUUACUCUGUCGCUAUUUGAACGAGGAAUACAAAAAGAAGAUGAUGGACAUGAUAACAUUUAUCAAUGAAUAUUUAAAAAAGCUGUCUCGUCCUCUCCGGGAUCUAGAUGAUGUCAGAUUUGCGAUGGAAGCUCUGUCAGUCAUACGGGAUAACGAAAUACAAAUGGAUAUGACUUUGGGGCCUAUUGAGGAAGCCUAUACUAUUUUAAGCAGAUUCGAAGUUGAUGUAACCAAGGAGGAGUCAGAAGGAGUUGACACCCUGAGGUAUUCUUUUAACAAACUACAAAGCAAAGCUUAUACUGCCCAAGAUGAACUAGUUCAAGUUCAGCCCAAAUUUAAAAGCAGUCUUCUAGAGUCCGUCGAAAUAUUUCGCGAGGAUGUCUCCAACUUUGCAGAGUCGUAUGAGACGGAAGGACCCAUGGUUCCAAAUAUAGCACCCCAAGAAGCCAGCAAUAGACUACAGAUAUUUCAGGCCAAUUUUGAUGAUUUAUGGAGGAAAUUUGUUACCUAUUCUUCUGGAGAACAACUCUUUGGCUUACCUGUCACUGACUAUGAGGUUUUGCAUAAAACCAGGAAGGAACUAGGAUUGCUACAAAAGCUCUAUGGAUUAUAUGAUACCGUAAUGAGUAAUAUCAGUGGUUAUUAUGAGAUACUCUGGGGAGAUGUAGAUAUUGAAAAGAUUAAUGCCGAACUUCAGGAAUUUCAAAAUCGGUGCCGCAAGCUUCCAAAGGGACUCAAAGAUUGGCAGGCCUUUCUGGAUCUUAAGAAAAGGAUAGAUGACUUCAGUGAAUCCUGUCCCUUAUUAGAAAUGAUGACUAACAGAGCAAUGAAGCAGAGGCACUGGGAUCGUAUCGCAGAAGUGACGGGAACCCAGUUUGAUGUGGAGUCUGAUUCUUUUUGUCUGCGAAAUAUUAUGGAGGCACCCCUCCUUAAAAAUAAGGAUGAUAUUGAGGACAUCUGCAUCUCUGCCAUCAAGGAAAAGGAUAUCGAAGCUAAACUGACUCAGGUAACAGAAAGCUGGACUAAUCAGAGUCUGAGCUUCUCCUCAUUUAAGGGAAGAGGAGAGCUUCUGCUCAAGGGAACGGAGUCAGCAGAAAUCAUUACGUUGAUGGAGGACAGCUUAAUGGUCCUGGGCUCCUUACUUACCAACAGAUACAAUGCUCCGUUUAAAAAGAAUAUUCAGAAUUGGAUCCUCAAGCUGUCCUCCUCGUCAGAUAUCAUUGAAGAGUGGCUGGUAGUACAGAACCUCUGGGUCUAUCUCGAAGCUGUCUUUGUCGGUGGAGAUAUCGCAAAGCAGUUACCCCAGGAAGCCAAACGCUUCCAGAACAUCGACAAGUCUUGGAUCAAAAUCAUGCAGCGGGCGCACGAGAACCCCAACGUCAUCAACUGCUGCGUGGGAGAUGAAACGAUGGGACAGCUGCUGCCUCAUUUACACGAGCAGUUGGAAGUGUGUCAGAAGUCGCUUACGGGCUAUCUGGAAAAGAAGCGGCUCCUAUUUCCCAGAUUCUUUUUUGUAUCUGAUCCUGUACUCCUGGAAAUUCUUGGGCAAGCAAGUGAUUCCCAUACUAUACAGCCGCACCUACCUGCAAUUUCUGACAACAUAAACUCAGUAGAGUUUCACCCGAAGGAUUACGAUCGGAUGAUGUCUGUUAUAUCAAGAGAAGGAGAAAAAAUUCCUUUGGAUUCCGCGGUGAUGGCUAAAGGACCAGUAGAGAUUUGGCUUCUGGAUCUUUUAAAGAUGCAGAUGUCUUCCUUGCACUGCAUAAUCCGGGCGGCGUUUUACCAGAUCAGCGAUGCAAGUUUCCAACUGUUGGCUUUUCUUUCUCAUUUUCCAGCCCAGGUAGGGCUGCUGGGAAUACAGAUGCUGUGGACACAUGAUUCCGAAGAGGCCUUGCAUAACGCAAAGGAUGACAGGAAAAUUAUGCAGAUAACCAAUCAGAAAUUUCUGGAUCUUUUAAACGUCCUCAUUAGUCAGACGACGCACGACCUCUCCCAGUUUGACAGAGUGAAAUUUGAGACCCUAAUCACCAUCCACGUGCAUCAGAGGGAUAUUUUUGAUGACCUGGUAAAAAUGCAUAUCAAAUCGAUAACUGAUUUUGAAUGGCUAAAGCAGAGCAGGUUUUAUUUUAAAGAAGAUGUGGACCAAACGUUAGUGUCUAUUACAGAUGUCGAUUUUAUUUACCAAAAUGAAUUUUUGGGAUGUACCGAUCGCUUGGUCAUUACGCCACUAACAGACAGGUGCUAUAUUACCCUAGCUCAAGCGUUGGGAAUGAACAUGGGAGGAGCUCCCGCGGGACCGGCCGGAACUGGGAAAACCGAAACCACCAAAGACAUGGGAAAGGCACUGGGAAAAUACGUGGUCGUGUUUAACUGCUCGGAUCAGAUGGAUUUCAGAGGCCUGGGCAGGAUUUUCAAAGGUCUGGCACAGUCAGGUUCCUGGGGUUGUUUCGAUGAAUUCAACAGAAUCGAGUUGCCCGUUUUGUCAGUGGCAGCCCAACAAAUCUACAUCGUCCUGACGGCGAGGAAAGAAAGGAAGAAGCAGUUCAUUUUCUCAGACGGCGAUUGUGUCGACUUAAAUCCCGAGUUUGGAAUUUUCCUGACGAUGAAUCCCGGGUAUGCCGGGCGACAGGAACUUCCUGAAAACUUAAAAAUUCAGUUUAGGACGGUUGCUAUGAUGGUUCCAGAUAGACAGAUCAUUAUGAGAGUCAAACUUGCUAGUUGUGGAUUUCUUGACAAUGUCAUCCUGGCCCAGAAAUUCUACGUCCUGUAUAAACUUUGUGAGGAACAACUUACUAAACAGGUGCACUACGAUUUCGGCCUGAGGAACAUCCUUUCGGUACUGAGGACUCUUGGAGCUCAAAAAAGAGCCAGGCCAGAAGACAGUGAAUUAAGUACCGUCAUGAGGGGGCUGAGGGAUAUGAACCUCUCUAAACUGGUGGACGAAGACGAGCCCCUUUUUCUCAGUCUGAUCAACGACCUGUUUCCAGGGUUACAGCUGGACAGCAGUACUUACUUCGAACUGCAGGCCGCAGUCGCCAAUCAGGUGGAGGAAGAAGGACUGAUUAACCAUCCUCCCUGGAAUCUAAAACUCGUACAGCUAUACGAGACAUCCCUCGUACGGCACGGAUUGAUGACCCUUGGGCCCAGCGGGUCCGGAAAAACGUCCGUCAUCACAAUUUUAAUGAGGGCACUGACGGAGUGUGGCCGCCCUCACCGAGAGAUGCGCAUGAACCCCAAAGCUAUCACCGCCCCUCAGAUGUUUGGCAAACUGGAUACGGCAACCAACGACUGGACGGACGGGAUUUUUUCCACGCUGUGGAGAAAAACGCUGAAGGCCAAGAAGGGUGAAAAUAUCUUCCUCAUUUUGGAUGGUCCCGUAGACGCCAUCUGGAUUGAAAACCUGAAUUCAGUGUUGGAUGACAACAAGACCCUCACUUUAGCUAACGGUGAUCGGAUUCCCAUGUCCCCAACCUGUAAGCUUCUGUUCGAGGUCCACAACAUUGAAAACGCUUCCCCCGCCACUGUUUCCAGGAUGGGGAUGGUCUACAUUAGCAGCUCCGCUCUCAGCUGGAAGCCGAUAUUGCAGGCAUGGCUAAAGAAGCGUACUCCCCAGGAAUCCGUGAUAUUACAAGGACUUUAUGACAGUGUCUUUGAAGCGGCAUAUACAUACGUGAAACUAAACCUUGCUCCCAAAAUGCAACUCUUAGAGUGUAAUUACAUCGUGCAGACUCUCAAUCUGCUGGAAGGCUUAAUUCCCUCUAAAGAAGAUGGUGGUGUUUCUUCUAACGAGCACCUUCAUAAAUUAUUUGUCUUCAGCCUGAUGUGGAGCUUAGGUGCCCUGCUGGAGCUGGAGAGCCGAGAAAAACUUGAAGCCUUUUUAAGGAGCCAUGAGAGCAGAUUGGUUUUGCCGGAGAUCCCGGAGGGCAGUAAUCAAACCAUGUAUGAGUUUUAUGUCACAGAAUAUGGCGACUGGGAUCACUGGAAUAAAAAACUACAGCCGUAUGUCUAUCCCACGGAUACUAUUCCAGAAUAUGCAUCUAUUCUGGUUCCAAAUGUCGACAACGUAAGAACUAACUUUCUGAUCGACACGAUCGCAAAGCAACACAAAGCAGUUUUGCUCACAGGAGAACAGGGAACAGCGAAAACUGUAAUGAUUAAAGGAUAUAUGAAAAAAUACAAUCCAGAAGUCCAUUUAUCAAAAUCUCUGAAUUUUUCAUCUGCCACAGAACCAGUUAUGUUUCAGAGGACAGUUGAAAGCUACGUGGACAAACGGAUGGGAAGCACAUACGGCCCCCCGGGGGGGAGAAAAAUGACUGUGUUUAUCGACGACAUUAACAUGCCGAUAAUUAAUGAAUGGGGAGAUCAGGUGACUAAUGAGAUUGUGCGGCAGAUGAUGGAAAUGGAAGGAAUGUACAGCUUGGAUAAACCCGGAGACUUCACUACAAUUGUUGAUGUGCAGAUAAUAGCAGCUAUGAUACACCCCGGAGGUGGUAGAAAUGAUAUUCCACAACGUCUGAAGAGGCAGUUUACUGUGUUUAAUUGCACAUUGCCAUCCAACGCCUCCAUAGACAAAAUUUUUGGAUUGAUCGGGUGUGGAUAUUUUGAUCCUCAUAGAAACUUCAAGCCUGAAGUAUGUGAUGUGAUCAUAAAAUUAGUCUCAGCGGGCAGAAUCCUGUGGCAGUGGACUAAGGUAAAGAUGCUGCCGACUCCCUCUAAAUUUCAUUAUAUCUUCAAUCUCCGAGAUCUUUCCAGAAUUUGGCAAGGAAUGUUAACUAUAAAAGCAGAAGAAUGCAAUUCGGUUUCUACUCUCCUUUCACUUUUCAAACAUGAGUGUAACAGAGUAAUUGCUGACAGGUUUAUUUGCCAAGAAGAUGAAAAUUGGUUUAAUGUUAAUAUUACCCGGGCAGUGGCUGAACAUAUUGACCCUGCUCUGGUUCCAGAACUUCAUCCUGAACCGUAUUUUGUAGAUUUUUUACGUGAUAUGCCUGAACCAACUGGCGAGGAACCUGAAGAUUAUGUGUUUGAAACGCCCAAAGUCUAUGAAAUGGUGCCAUCUUAUGAGUUACUGUCGGAAAAACUACAGAUGUAUCAGAGGCAGUUCAAUGAAUUUAUUAGAGGAACAUCUCUGGAUCUGGUCUUUUUUAAAGAUGCAAUGACUCAUCUUGUUAAGAUUUCACGAAUAAUUCGGACCUCGUGCGGAAAUGCCCUGCUGGUAGGUGUUGGUGGUUCAGGAAAGCAGAGUCUCUCCCGUUUGGCUUCCUUCAUAGCUGGUUACCAGAUAUUUCAAAUCACUCUAACAAGGUCUUAUAACGUAGUUAAUCUUACAGAUGACUUAAAAACAUUGUACCGAAUUGCUGGAGCCGAAGGAAAAGGCAUCACCUUUGUCUUUACUGAUAAUGAAAUCAAAGAUGAGGCCUUUCUAGAAUAUCUUAACAACUUGCUCUCUUCAGGAGAGAUCUCUAAUUUAUUUGCUCGGGAUGAGUUGGACGAGAUCACCCAAGGAUUGAUAUCGGUGAUGAAAAGGGAGAUGCCUCGCCACCCUCCCACGUUCGAUAAUCUUUAUGAGUAUUUCUUAUCUCGAGCCAAGAAGAACUUACACGUCGUCCUCUGCUUUUCUCCAGUUGGCGAGAAGUUCCGUGCCCGUUCUUUGAAAUUUCCUGGCCUCAUAUCAGGGUGCACAAUGGAUUGGUUCAGCCGUUGGCCUAGGGAGGCCCUGAUCGCUGUGGCCUCCCAUUUCCUUUCAGAAUACAACAUUGCCUGCUCUCAUGAAAUCAAAAUUCAAGUCGUAGAGACCAUGGGCUUAUUUCAUGACAUUGUUUCGGAGAGCUGCGAAAAUUAUUUUCAGAGGUAUCGGCGAAGAGCGCAUGUAACUCCCAAGUCUUACCUCUCAUUCAUAAAUGGUUAUAAAAACGUUUAUAGUGAAAAGUUGAAGUACAUUAACGAACAAGCCGAGAGAAUGAACAUAGGUCUCAACAAGCUAAUGGAGGCAAGCGAAUCUGUGAAUAAGCUCUCACAAGAGCUCGCUGUAAAGGAGAAGGAAUUAGCAGUGGCUUCUGUAAAGGCAGAUCAAGUGCUAGCAGAAGUUACCGUAAGUGCCCAGGCUUCAGCCAAAGUGAAAAAUGAAGUUCAGGAGGUAAAGGAUAGAGCCCAAAAAAUUGUAGAUGAAAUCGAUUGCGAAAAAGUAAUAGCCGAGUCCAAACUAGAGGCAGCAAAGCCAGCGUUAGAGGAAGCAGAAGCCGCGUUAAAUACCAUCAAACCCGUGGAUAUUGCCACGGUGAGGAAACUGGCCAAGCCCCCUCAUCUCAUUAUGAGAAUCAUGGAUUGCUGCCUGUUACUCUUCCAAAAGAAAAUAGACCCUGUCACGAUGGAUCCGGAAAAGCCCUGCUGCAAACCAUCAUGGGGAGAGUCCCUGAAAUUGAUGAGUGCCUCGGGAUUCCUACAAAACCUCCAGCAAUUCCCAAAAGAUAGUAUUAAUGAAGAAACAGUAGAGUUACUGCAGCCAUAUUUUUUGAUGGAUGACUAUACUUUCGAGAAUGGCAAAAAGGUCUGCGGGAAUGUUGCUGGACUAUUGUCUUGGACACUUGCGAUGGCCACGUUUUAUGGAAUCAAUCGGGAAGUGUUGCCGCUUAAGGUCAACUUGGCCAAGCAACAAGGACGUUUGGCAGUAGCGAAUGCCGAGCUAGACAAGGCCCAGGCACUGUUGGAUGAAAAACAAGCUGAGCUGGACAAAGUGCAAGCAAAGUUUGACGCGGCAAUGACGGAGAAAAUGGACUUGCUGAAUGAUGCGGACGUGUGCCGGAGGAAGAUGCAGGCGGCUUCCACUCUUAUAGAUGGACUGAGUGGAGAGAAAGUCCGGUGGACUCAGCAAAGUAAAGAAUUCAGAGCUCAGAUUAAUAGACUUGUGGGCGAUGUCUUGUUGUCUACCGGUUUCCUGUCCUACUGUGGUCCUUUUAAUCAAAUCUUUAGAAAUCUGUUGCUAAAAGAACUCUGGGAAGUAGAGAUGAAAGUGCGGAAAAUUCCCUUCACCGAAAACCUCAACCUGAUUUCAAUGUUGGUGGAUCCCCCAACAAUCGGAGAGUGGGGAUUACAGGGAUUGCCAGGAGAUGACCUCUCGAUUCAAAACGGUAUCAUCGUGACUAAGGCAACGAGGUACCCGCUUUUGAUAGAUCCUCAAACUCAAGGGAAAACUUGGAUUAAAUCGAAAGAAAAAGAAAAUGACCUGCAGGUGACGUCUCUGAACCAUAAAUAUUUCCGCACACACUUGGAGGAUUGCCUCUCCCUGGGACGACCCCUUCUCAUCGAGGAUAUAUGGGAAGAGCUGGAUCCAGCUCUUGAUAAUGUACUGGAAAAGAAUUUCAUUAAAUCAGGCACCACUUUCAAGGUGAAAGUUGGUGAUAAGGAAGUAGACAUCAUGGAUUCGUUUAAACUUUACAUCACCACCAAGCUACCAAACCCUGCUUUCACACCUGAGAUUAAUGCGAAAACAUCAGUCAUUGAUUUUACUGUUACAAUGAAAGGACUUGAGAAUCAGUUACUGAGAAGAGUAAUUCUGACAGAGAAGCAGGAACUAGAAGCAGAGCGAAUUAAACUUAUGGAAGAUGUUACUUUUAAUAAACGGAAGAUGAAGGAACUGGAAGAUAACCUUCUCUAUAAACUGAGUGCAACAAAAGGCUCCUUGGUAGACGACGAAUCCCUCAUCGGCGUCCUACGGACAACUAAGCAAACGGCGGCCGAAGUAAGCGAGAAACUGCACGUGGCCGCGGAAACGGAGAUCAAGAUUAAUACCGCCCAGGAAGAGUUCCGACCCGCUGCUACGCGAGGAAGCAUCCUGUACUUCCUUAUCACAGAGAUGAGCAUGGUCAAUAUCAUGUAUCAGACUUCCCUGGCUCAAUUCUUGAAGUUAUUCGAUCAGUCCAUGGCCAGAUCUGAGAAGUCGCCCCUGCCUCAGAAAAGAAUCACAAAUAUUAUUGAUUUUCUGACGUUUGAAGUUUUUGUCUACUCCGUCAGGGGUCUCUAUGAAAACCACAAGUUCCUUUUCGUCCUACUUUUGACCUUAAAGAUUGAUCUUCAGAGAGGACAAGUUAAACACAAAGAAUUUCAGGCACUUAUUAAAGGUGGAGCCGCGCUGGAUCUGAAAGCCUGUCCUCCCAAACCAUUUCGAUGGAUUCUUGACAUGACUUGGCUGAACCUGGUGGAACUUAGCAAACUACCACAAUUUGCUGAAAUUAUGAAUCAGAUCGCUCGUAACGAGAAAGGGUGGAAAAGCUGGUUUGAUAAAGAUUCCCCCGAGGAGGAAGUCAUCCCCGACGGCUACAAUGACUCACUGGACACUUGCCGUAAACUCUUGCUUAUUAGAUCUUGGUGUCCAGAUCGUACUGUCUUCCAAGCAAGGAAAUACAUCGCUGAUUCUCUGGAAGAGAGAUAUACAGAACCGGUUAUCUUAAACUUAGAGAAAACGUGGGAAGAAAGUGAAUCUCGAACCCCUCUCAUAUGCUUCCUAUCUAUGGGUUCUGACCCCACCAUUCAGAUCGAUGCCCUGGCGAAAAAGCUUAAACUGGAAUGCAGGACUAUCUCAAUGGGUCAGGGACAAGAAGUGCACGCCCGCAAGCUCAUCCAGAUGUCCAUGCAGCAGGGUGGCUGGGUGUUGCUUCAAAAUUGUCAUCUUGGUCUGGAUUUCAUGGAUGAAUUGCUGGAGACGAUUCUUGCCACCGAAGUUUGUGAUGAAUCUUUCCGAGUCUGGAUAACAACUGAGGCGCAUGAAAAAUUUCCAAUCACACUGUUACAGACUUCGAUCAAGUUCACAAAUGAGCCACCCCAAGGUGUUCGGGCAGGGCUGAAAAGAACAUUUGCCGGAAUUAAUCAAGACCUCCUGGAUAUAAGCAAUUUGCCCAUGUGGAAGCCUAUGCUUUAUACGGUAGCUUUCUUACACUCCACCGUACAGGAACGGCGCAAGUUUGGUCCCUUAGGGUGGAAUAUUCCGUAUGAGUUCAAUUCUGCAGAUUUUACAGCCAGUGUUCAGUUUAUACAAAAUCACCUAGAUGAAUGUGACAUCAAGAAAGGUGUGUCGUGGAGUACAGUGCGUUACAUGAUCGGUGAAGUUCAGUAUGGCGGCAGAGUCACGGAUGAUUUUGAUAAGCGUCUACUCAAUUGUUUUGCUAGGGUGUGGUUCAGUGAAAAGAUGUUUGAGCCGGCAUUCUGUUUUUAUACUGGAUAUAAAAUCCCAGUGUGCAAAACUCUGGAUCAGUAUUUUGAGUUCAUACAAUCACUCCCUUCUCUGGAUAACCCCCAAGUCUUCGGGCUUCAUCCUAAUGCCGAUAUCACAUAUCAAAGUAACACCGCUUCUGAGGUUCUUGAAACUAUCACCAAUAUUCAACCGAAGGAAAGUGGAGGAGGACCAGGAGAAACCCGAGAAGCUAUUGUUUACCGAUUAGCUGAAGAUAUGCUCAGCAAACUGCCUCCUGAUUACAUCCCCCACGAGGUAAAAGCUCGGUUAGUGAAGAUGGGACCUCUGAAUUCCAUGAACAUAUUUCUUCGCCAAGAAAUUGACCGAAUGCAAAGGGUCAUUACAAUACUUCGAAGCAGCCUGAGUGAUCUUAAAUUAGCCAUCGAAGGAACUAUUAUCAUGAGUGAGAAUUUGAGAGAUGCCCUGGACAAUAUGUACGAUGCCCGAAUACCUCAGCUGUGGAAAAGAGUCUCCUGGGAUUCUUCGACACUUGGAUUCUGGUUUACUGAGCUUUUGGAAAGAAACACCCAGUUCUCUACCUGGAUAUUUGAAGGGAGGCCAAAUGUGUUUUGGAUGACUGGUUUCUUCAAUCCCCAAGGAUUCCUUACGGCAAUGAGACAGGAAGUGACACGAGCCCAUAAAGGCUGGGCCCUGGAUUCGGUGACUAUCCACAACGAAGUGUUGAAGCAGACCAAGGAAGAGAUCUCGUCGGCCCCCGCGGAAGGGGUGUACAUUUAUGGGCUGUAUUUGGAUGGAGCAGCCUGGGACCGACGUAAUAGUAAACUCAGCGAAUCCACCCCCAAGGUUCUCUUCACCCAGCUCCCCGUGCUUCACAUCUAUGCUAUCAAUUCUACCGCUCCCAAAGAUCCCAGGCUGUACGUGUGCCCUGUCUACAAGAAACCGAGGAGGACCGACCUAACUUUCGUCACGGUGGUGUAUUUGAGAACGGUCCUGACCCCAGAUCACUGGAUCCUCAGGGGCGUAGCCCUCCUGUGCGACAUCAAGUAAAGCCCGUCCGAAACGGGACGAGAACGUGACCGACUCCUGAUGCAGUUGCCCCUCACGCCCACCUCCACGAUAGGAUGCCUUACUGGUUAAACUGUGUUUUCCCACACCAAUACAUUUUUAUUUUGAGAUAUGGCCAAUUUGUGUGUGUUACGGACGGGAGGAGGAAGCUCCUCCUUACGAUCGCCUAAUUGUAUUAUCGAAUAUAGACUAAGAUGGGCCUUCUCUCUGAUGCUCAUUUCUUCAGUGUCCAAAUCCAAACGACAAAUUCUAACUCUGACCCUUUUGUUCUCAGAACUCCCGGGAAGUUAGUAGAAGCUGAAUCGGUUGACCCCCAAAUUCUAGGAAGUUUAAAUUUCAAAAAUGAAAAACUAAGAAGUUUUUUGUUUGUUUCUAAAAGGAUUAGGCCUUGGGCGGGCUUUUUCCAAAAUAAAACCAACCAGUAGUCACGUCACCAA
Messenger RNA from Ornithorhynchus anatinus (platypus), 14634 nucleotides. RefSeq names its product dynein axonemal heavy chain 8 (gene DNAH8). Gene Ontology annotation, cellular component: dynein complex. The record is from RefSeq and is a predicted model, not a curated record. Gene Ontology annotation, molecular function: dynein light intermediate chain binding; ATP binding; minus-end-directed microtubule motor activity. Gene Ontology annotation, biological process: microtubule-based movement. The coding region runs from base 35 to 14179 and encodes 4714 amino acids. The transcript has 92 exons. Lineage: Eukaryota; Metazoa; Chordata; Mammalia; Monotremata; Ornithorhynchidae.